AUGCUAUCAGUAAAUCCACCUUCAGACUUUCUAGCCUUGCACGACGCCCCGGGGCUCCUGACGCCUCGUGCCUCGCCCACCCCGCGGGCCUCGCCCACCCCGCCGCCGAACUCCGCGGAGCACGCGGCGCCGGUGGCGCAGCCCGCGGCGCGGGCGAGUCGCGCGGCGACGCCGCGGGGCGCGGAGGGGUGGCGAGGGCUGCAAAGGCGGCUGGCGCGGAAAGCGGGGCAGGUCUCAGAGUUCCAGGAGCUGCCGCGGCUCUUGUUCGCCGCGGAGGAGGCGCCGGAGGCCUGGGCCUCUGCGCUGGAGAGUUGGCCGGAGGUGGCGAAGGCGUCGCACCGCCUGCCCGGGGCCUUCGCGAACGCUGACGCGCCGGCGGGGGAGGAGGUGCCCACGUUGGAGGAGCUGCUGCCGUGGAUCUCCGACGCCCUGGGCGCGGAGGUCGCGGAGGCGGAGUUCCCCAAGCCGCCCCGCUGCACGCUGAGCGUGUCCAGCCGGCCUGCAAGGCCGGCGCCUGGCUUGCAGACCCCCCCAGGCGUGCAGCUCAAGGCGUCGCAGCCGCGGAGCUUGAGGCAGCACCUGGACAAACUCAUGGCCUCGCUGCAGGGCGGCCUGGACGCGCGUCCGGAUUGGAUCGGCAUUGAUCGGCAGCCCAGGACCCUGGCGAGGCAGAACUACGACCUCUUUAAGGAUCCCUUUGGCGCGGCGGACGAGUUUACCUUGGCCACGAGCAAAGCCAAGCGGCGGCUGAACGGGAAGAAGAUCCAAGAGCAGGACUACGUGGAGUCUGCCAGGAGCAGCAAAGAGCCCUCCAAGGCUUCCAGUAGGAUGAGCCCCGGCGGCUCCGCGCCGGACUCUGUCCGGGACCAGCUUCUGGACAGGCUGGAGUAUCUUCACCACUGCCGGGACUCCAUGGGCGAGUCUCGCUUUGCACAAGAGCGGCAUCGCCUGGAGAUGCAGGCGCACCUCCGCACAGCGGAGAAGUACAGCGUGGAGGAGAAGCCUCCGGAGUUCCGCUUGGCCUUCUCCGCGCAAGCGCGCCGCUCCGCUUGGAGGGCUGAGAGCCGAUCGAGUCGGGCCAUGGCGAUGUCGCCGGCGAGCUCCCAUGACGCGGAGAAGGAGAAGAAGUUUAAGCCGCUGGAGAAGGAGCCCACCUUCAACUGCUUCGCCUCCAAAACCUCGUCGCUGCUCCCGGACGCCUUCUCUCAGCUGAACGCGGAGACCAGCGAGCACCGGUCGAGGAAGCGGAACCACCUGGGCGCCCGCGCUUGGUUUAACUCCCUGGUGGCAGUGAUGCUGAGCAUCAACACCGUGGUGAUUGGAAUCGAGACAGACUACUCCAGAGGUAGAAACCUCGAGGAUCGCUUGGUGUUCUUCACCAUUGAGGCCAUCUUCGCCGUGACCUUCUUCAGUGAGGUCGUCAUCAGGAUGCACCACCUGGGCUGGGAAUACGCCAUCGAUCCGUGGAACAUCUUUGACUACUCGCUGGUGGUCUUCAGCUGGACCGACGUCUUAGUCUCCGUGACGGAUACGGGCUCUGGUGGUCUGCGGCUGGCGGCGUCUCUGCGGCUCUUCCGGCUGCUUCGGGUGGGCCGAUCCAUCCGUGGUAUCAAGCUGCUUUCUGGCCUAUGGCUGGUGAUUCAGGGGCGGGUCCGGGAGCUGGGCGCGAGUGGAGCCGUGCAAGCGCUGCAAGCCGAAGCUGAGGUUGACAAAACCCGGAUGUACCUGGAGUCUCCUUCUGACCCUUUCAACAUGGUUGGUCAUUACCCGUAA
This is a messenger RNA of Effrenium voratum, 1773 nucleotides long. NCBI's taxonomy places the organism in Eukaryota, Dinophyceae, Suessiales, Symbiodiniaceae. The record is from the annotation of a GenBank genome assembly.